This is a messenger RNA of Prorocentrum cordatum, 1095 nucleotides long. The record is from the annotation of a GenBank genome assembly. Lineage: Eukaryota; Dinophyceae; Prorocentrales; Prorocentraceae.
AUGGCGCUCUCGGUGGACAAGCCAGAGAAGCGCCGCAGGCUCGCACGGGAGCAGAGCCAGCUGACGGCGCUCCUCGAGCAGGUCGUCGGCGAGGAGAACAGGAAUGCAUCGCGGGAGGUCUGCUUGGUGACUCUGCCGCACGCGGACAAGGAGGGUCUCAAAGCGCCAGCGGCUUUCUCGCGGGCGGAGGUUCGCGACGCUUUCCUGGACUGCUGCGGCGCCCCGGACGCCGACCCCGCGUGGCUCGCCAGCCAACGCGGGCAGGGGGCCGCGCCCGUCGGGGUCAAGAAGCCGGUGGCAUUCAAAGAAUACCACGUGCCAGUGGCAGGCGUCCGGCGGGCGCACUACCACGCGGCCUUGCACCUGGGCAAGGAGAGCAAGUUUCUGACCGUGAAGCCGGCCUUGCUCAACAGGACCGCGCGGGAGCAGGUCGAGGGCGAGAAUGGGAAGCCAGAGCCUUGCGUCGAGGAAGUGGACCUCUGGCCGAUAGUGGUCAGGUCUGGGAUGCGGAAUUCUCCGGUGGCUGCCUGGAUGUUCAAGAACGAGCGCAUGCUGGAGAAGAUCAUCGACGAGGCCUGGGCGUGGGGGAACGUGGACAGCUUCCUCGAAGACGCGACGAAACCCGUCAUGCAACAGUUCAAGGAAGCCCUACGGACGCCUUGCGUUUGCGGCAGCCGCGGGUUGCACCACGUCCGCGAGAGCCUGUCGACGAAUCGCGUCGACGUCCCCGACCUGCGCAGCAGCAUCUUGAUGUCCUUGAAGCACGGUCGCUCCGAGGCGGCCCCGCUGGGCACCUUGGCUGGGAGAGGCUGGGCGGGGGGGCAGUUUUGCCUCCACGGCUUGGACAAGGCUACGGUCGCGGUGCUGGACGAGUGGAUCUUCAUCGAUGAAGACCUCCCCCUGUCCAUCCAGCUCCUGUGGCUGGAGGGCAAGCCCGUGCCCAUCACUAUGCCCCAGAACCAACACGUCGGGCACAAGGUGUACAUGGGGUCCGCCCCAAUUUUUGUUACCUGCCCCGAGACGGCGCUGGCGGGCCUCUUGUCCGAGUCGUCGCACGCCCGCAGGGGCAGGCCGGCAAGCUGCUCCGGCGGCUGA